Messenger RNA from Contarinia nasturtii (swede midge), 2706 nucleotides. It is a transcript of the gene Gdi, whose product is annotated as rab GDP dissociation inhibitor alpha. Gene Ontology annotation, biological process: protein transport; small GTPase-mediated signal transduction; vesicle-mediated transport. The transcript has 4 exons. The record is from RefSeq and is a predicted model, not a curated record. Gene Ontology annotation, cellular component: cytoplasm. Gene Ontology annotation, molecular function: Rab GDP-dissociation inhibitor activity. The coding region runs from base 370 to 1704 and encodes 444 amino acids. NCBI's taxonomy places the organism in Eukaryota, Metazoa, Arthropoda, Insecta, Diptera, Cecidomyiidae.
GAAGCAGCCAACAAACCAUUGCGAUUAUUCCACUGAGAAAGUCAAUUUUUUUCCAAUCAAUCUUGAAGACAGCGCUCUCGAUUUUUUUUUCUUCUUUCACAUUUCGUCACCUAGAUUAUUCAGUUUUGUGCAUAAACGUCGAUCUGGUCGAAUAAAUUAGCGCAAAAAUAAAAAAAAAUUAUCGUGUGUUUAUCGAUUACUUUUUUUCGUCAAUUAGUGUUUGGAAUUUUUUUUCACGCAGCUCAUUGUGGUUGAAUAAAUUCCAAAUUUACCUCGUUCAAUCCGCAUUUUACCCAAGUGUAGAUACAAGUUUUUUUUAAUCUCUCUCUCUGUAUUUUUUAAAGCGUUAGAACGCGAAAUAAAAAAAACAUGGAUGAAGAAUACGAUGCAAUUGUGUUGGGUACAGGCUUGAAAGAAUGUAUUCUGAGUGGUAUGUUGUCAGUUUCGGGUAAAAAAGUGUUGCACAUCGACCGUAAUAAGUAUUAUGGUGGUGAGACAGCAUCGAUUACACCGCUUGAAGAUUUAUUUGCGCGUUUCAAUCAAACCGAACAAUUCAACGAGAAAUUUGGCCGUGGCCGUGAUUGGAAUGUCGAUUUAAUUCCAAAGCUAUUGAUGGCAAAUGGCUUAUUAGUGAAAUUGCUAAUACAUACGGGCGUGACCCGUUAUUUAGAAUUUAAAUCGAUCGAAGGGAGCUAUGUGUACAAAGGUGGAAAAAUCGCCAAAGUUCCUGUCGAUCAAAGAGAGGCUUUGGCCAGCGACUUGAUGGGUAUGUUUGAGAAGCGUCGCUUCCGUAAUUUCUUGAUCUACAUUCAAGAUUUUAAAGAGGAUGAUCCAAAAACGUGGAAAGACUUUGAUCCAAAUACUGCGAACGCUCAAGCGCUCUACGACAAAUUCGGUUUGGAUAAGAAUACUCAAGACUUUACUGGGCACGCAUUGGGUUUAUACCGUGAUGACAACUACUUGAAUGAUAAAGCGCUCAUUACAAUUAAGCGCAUCAAGUUGUAUUCGGAUUCAUUGGCACGAUAUGGAAAAUCGCCAUAUUUGUAUCCGAUGUACGGUUUGGGCGAAUUACCACAAGGUUUUGCACGUUUGUCGGCUAUCUACGGUGGCACCUACAUGUUGGACAAACCGGUCGAUGAAAUUGUGUUCGGCGAUGAUGGCAAGGUAGUUGGCGUUCGUUCCGGCGAAGAGAUUGCUAAGUGCAAACAAGUGUACUGUGAUCCAAGCUACAUUCCAGAGAAAGUUCGUAAAACAGGUCAAGUGAUUCGUUGCAUUUGUCUGUUGGAUCAUCCGGUUACCAAUACAAAGGAUGCAUUGUCAACACAAAUCAUUAUUCCGCAAAAGCAAGUUGGACGUCAAUCCGACAUUUAUGUCAUGGUGACCAGUUAUACGCAUCAAGUUGCCUCCAAGGGAUGGUUCAUCGGAAUGGUGUCGACAACAGUUGAAACUGAUAAUCCAGAAGCUGAAAUUGCACCAGGGCUGGCAUUAUUGGCACCAAUUGCCCAUAAGUUCGUAUCAAUCACGGACUAUGUCGAACCAAUCGACAAAGGUUUGGAAUCGCAGGUCUUCAUUAGUGAAUCGUAUGAUGCUACUACUCAUUUUGAGACCACUUGCUUAGAUGUCGUCGACAUUUUCAAACGUGGUACCGGCGAAGAAUUCGAUUUCUCCAAAAUCAAGCACGAAUUGGGUGACGAAGAACAAUAAAGUGUCACACACAUGUACACCAGACAUACAAUAUUUCAUUACCAGUAAAAAAAAAGAAAGAAUGAAGAUGUUUUUUUUUCUCCAAUCGAUGAAAGCAAAUUAAACUUAAAACAAAAAAAAAACUAAUAAGAUCAUCCAAUUAGAUUGAACAAUAUCUUAAAAUUUAAAACGCGUAUUGCUUGCAACACCACGCAUAUUGAUCGACAUUAAAAAUGAGAAUUUUUUUUUGGCAAAUUCAGACACAUUAUAUACAUAUUAAAAAUUUACACACAUGUUUCCUAAAGAAAACAAUCUUUUUAAAAGAGUAAAAAACCAGUGGAAUAUAUAGUUUCUAUAAGGAAUUAAAUAAUAAUUAAGAACAUCAUCGAUAAAAUGAAUAUAGAAAAAAGCAUAAUUCAAAAAAAUGUAGUUCUAAUGGGCUUGGUUUUCAUUGUAUUUUUUGUUCCUUUUCUCGGUUUCAAUAUUCUAUUUUUGUUUUAUGUAAUCUUUUUGGAAAUUUCUAUUCUCCAUCGAACUUUGUUUCCCUUAUAUAAAGAUUCCUCACUUUAAUAAAAAAGUUUCCAACAAGUUAUAUAUGUUUUGUGAUCGAAAUUCCUAAGAAUUUAGUAUUAACGAAAAAAAAUUCCUUACUAAGAGUGAAUAUUUAAUAUGGCUCAAAUUUAACAAAUUCAUUUCAUUUUUCUUUGUGCACCGCAAACAAUAAUAAUUUAUAUCAAAAUGAUUACUAUUUAAAAAAAAUGAAACCAUACAAAGAAAUUCUGAACAUCGACACCGGACACAAUACUCUUCUUUUGCUUUCGCACUUUUUUGCAAACUUAGAGUAUUGCGUCUGUCUUUGUUUUUUUUCCUUUUUAUCAAGCAAGUGCUAUGAGUUUUUUGUUUGGGAUAAAAUCUUACUUUAAUAAUAUCAGUAAACGAGAAAAGUUUGCGCUUAAAUUGGCAAUAUUUUCUUUUAAUGGAAAUAAAAAAAGAACACAAUAAAUAUGCAGACAUUACCUCCAA